GGCAGAGGAGCUGAUCCAGUCCGACAGACGGCCAACUUGAUCGGAGUGAACCUGCGACGCAAGCCGCCGCUGCUGCUGCUGAGUCCCCGGCAGCGACCAGCCACCCGUCGGUCUGGGAGUCCAGCCAGCUAAGCUAACUAGCUAACUUAGUCGUUGUUAUAGGAACGACAAACUAGUAUUGUAGGCAAUUUGGGGGAAUUAACCCAGGCUACUGUGACUAAUUGUUUAAGUUGUAAUAUAAAAUGUCUAUAUUACCGUUCACUCCUCCAAUCGUGAAGAGGCUCCUGGGCUGGAAGAAAGGAGAGCAGAACGGGCAGGAGGAGAAAUGGUGCGAAAAGGCUGUCAAAAGUCUGGUGAAGAAGUUGAAGAAGACGGGACAGUUGGACGAGUUGGAGAAAGCCAUCACAACACAGAAUGUCAACACGAAAUGCAUAACCAUACCCAGAUCUUUAGAUGGGCGUCUCCAGGUCUCCCACAGAAAAGGUCUCCCUCAUGUGAUCUACUGUCGCCUGUGGCGCUGGCCAGACCUGCAGUCCCACCAUGAGCUGAGGGCUGUCGACCACUGUGAAUUUGCCUUCCACACCAAGAAGGACGAAGUCUGCGUCAACCCCUACCACUACCAGAGGGUGGAGACGCCAAUUUUGCCUCCUGUCCUAGUACCACGACAUACAGAUAUACCCGCAGAGUUUCCACCAUUGGACGACUACAGCCCGUCCAUCCCUGAGAACACCAACUUUCCUGCAGGCAUUGAGCCGCAGAGUAACUAUAUUCCUGAAACUCCCCCACCAGGGUAUCUGAGUGAGGAUGGUGAGACAAAUGAUCAGCAGCUCAACCACAGCAUGGACACAGGUUCACCCAGCCUGUCGCCCAAUCCUGUGUCACCCGCAAACAGUAAUCUUGACUUACAGCCUGUGACAUACUGCGAGUCUGCCUUCUGGUGCUCCAUCUCCUACUAUGAGCUGAACCAACGUGUAGGAGAGACCUUCCAUGCGUCCCAGCCCUCCCUCACAGUGGAUGGAUUCACAGACCCAUCCAACUCUGAACGCUUCUGUCUGGGCUUGCUGUCCAACGUCAACCGCAACUCAGCAGUAGAGCUCACGCGCAGACACAUAGGACGGGGCGUGAGGUUGUACUACAUUGGGGGAGAGGUGUUUGCAGAGUGUCUCAGUGACAGUGCCAUCUUUGUUCAGAGUCCCAACUGUAACCAGCGCUACGGCUGGCAUCCUGCCACUGUCUGCAAAAUACCUCCAGGCUGUAACCUGAAGAUCUUCAACAACCAGGAAUUUGCUGCACUGCUCGCCCAGUCAGUCAACCAGGGCUUUGAGGCCGUCUACCAACUCACCAGGAUGUGCACCAUUCGCAUGAGUUUUGUCAAGGGUUGGGGAGCUGAGUACAGACGUCAGACAGUGACCAGCACCCCCUGCUGGAUAGAACUGCAUCUCAAUGGCCCUUUGCAAUGGCUGGACAAGGUCCUCACACAGAUGGGCUCUCCCAGCAUCCAUUGCUCCAGCGUGUCCUAGGAGCAGCACAUACCUCCCGGAAACCCUCCUUUCCAUCCACACACAUACACACAAACCACGUAGGAGAACUUGAGCGUCUCUCAGUGAUAAUAAGGAAAGAGACGCCAUUCAUCAAAUCAACACAUCACUGUCCUCCCUCGCUGUCUCUAACAUUUCACCUCACAUCUAUAGCACUUUGCUCAUUACCAUUUAGUGUCUCCAUUCGAUGGUUAUUUUAGGACUUGUACAUUGUUUUUUUUUUUCAUGUGUUUGACGGGCAGCCACAGGGUAUUUGCAAUAGGUUUCAAAAGACUAACCACAUUUUUGUCAUUAUUCAUUCAGACAUCGUGUCUAUGCUCAGUGUUGUAAUUUGGGUUUUUUUUAUAAAGAGGAUCGCAAUGUUUGUUCCCCGAGUUGAAGUUAUGGUACAGCUUCAGCUUGGCCACCUUUUUAAAUGUUUCAAAACAUUUUUGAUUCUAUGAAUUAGCUGAAAUUCGCUCCCAUCACUGGUGUUUCAGUGUCCCAGUACCACUCUUUGUAAUCACUGAAUUAGGAGGCUUAUUUAUCAAUUGAACCAUAAAUUAACAUGAAAAAAAAUCAUUGAGUAGUGAUUAAAUAGAAUAUAUUUAAUUAAUAUCUUAAGUACAAGGUACUUUGCCCAUAUUGAUUUAUCUGUAUGAAUUAAAGUGUCAAUUAUCUGAUUGAUCAUGUAAUUGGUAUUUUAUCUAUUUUAAACAAAAUAUAGACGUUAGCACCAUUGUUUCUUGAAAAAAGAACCCUUGUAUGAAAACUAUUUUGCUCAGUGAAAGAGACAUUUUAUAAGUUAUUUUUGCAUACUGUCCUGCAUGGGAAUAUAUUUUUUUUAUUGCCUCAAUAUGAUUGUACAUAAAUAUUUAUAGCUUGUGAUUUCUUGUAGCCAUGCAGUGCUUGAAACAGUGGACCUGACUGACCUCUGGCAUGAGUAGAUUCACAAAAAGACUUUGCUUUAAUGACCCCAAACUUGGCCUGCUUAAAUGCAGGCUUUUCUAACCUGGGUCAACUGGUUCUUAAGUGUGACACAUAGGAUUACUGUACCAGCUAUUACUGUUAUUUCAUAAUAGGGACGUAGAGUAUGACAUACAGUGUGAGUGAUCGUAGUGGACUGGACCUCAGUGAGAAGGGUACUUGCUAGCAGCAACCAUGGCUUUGGUUCAUCCAUUGAUGGCAUGUAGAGUAAAAACAUAAAUGCAGAUCUUUUCACAUAUUACCAACUGUUAGCCGAUAGUACACUAUGCUCCUCGUGGGUAAAUGAUGCACUUCCAAUUUACUGUGUUGAUCAGUGUAAAGCUUUAGUUCUAGUGGUAUUUUGCUUGUCCAGUAAAGACUGUAUAUUACAUGUACAUUGCUACAAUAUAAAGCAUGUGUAAUAUGCUCGCUGUCCUUGGUCAUUGUCUAUGAAGCCACCAUGUUUAUCCUGCACUUACUUACAGUACAUAAGACUGAGUCACCAUGUAAUUUAUUUAAAACAGUUAACACAGUGCUUAACUGAAAUACUGUGUACCACAGUGCGUUAGGUAGUUGGUAGAUCUGUAUCAGUACUUGUGUUUCUUGAUAUUCUUAGUUGGUGGUUUUCUGUUCCAAGUCUUAUGUACAUGUUUUUUUUUUUUUUUCAUGUAGCCUAAUAUUUGUUCUCAAAUGACCAUUGUUUUGUUAUCUGUGACAAUUUAAUAAACUGCAACUGAGUAAAAA
Messenger RNA from Epinephelus moara (kelp grouper), 3227 nucleotides. RefSeq names its product SMAD family member 3b (gene smad3b). Gene Ontology annotation, cellular component: heteromeric SMAD protein complex. Bases 243 to 1520 code for a protein of 425 amino acids. Gene Ontology annotation, biological process: transforming growth factor beta receptor signaling pathway; SMAD protein signal transduction; regulation of transcription by RNA polymerase II. The record is from RefSeq and is a predicted model, not a curated record. Gene Ontology annotation, molecular function: RNA polymerase II cis-regulatory region sequence-specific DNA binding; DNA-binding transcription factor activity, RNA polymerase II-specific; I-SMAD binding. NCBI's taxonomy places the organism in Eukaryota, Metazoa, Chordata, Actinopteri, Perciformes, Serranidae. The transcript has 9 exons.